UGUCCCCUCAAAAUAAGUCCCCUUUUCCGGUUUCCGAGCAUGCUGUAACAGCUGUUUGGUGCACGCCUUUCUCUAUCUUCUGCAAUUCACUACGUUCUCCACGAAAAUAACUGAUCAUGAUUAAAGAGGGCGCUCAGGGGGCGGCGGCGGUGGCAGAGGAGGACCCUCAGGCCCAGUCAAAGAAAGCCCAGAAGAAACAGCAGAAGGAAGCAGAGAAAGCUGCAAAAAAGGCUGAGAAACAAGCCAAGCUGGCUGGUGAUCAGAAAACUGAAGAGGAAGAUGACUUUGCCAAGGACCGUUAUGGUGUGGCGGCAAUGGUCCAGUCCCAAGAGAAAAUGGACAGAUCUUUGGUGCUGGUCAAAGACCUUUCUCCUGCGAGGGCUGAUGAGUUGAUCUGGUUGCGUGCCCGGGUUCACACCAGCAGGGCCAAAGGGAAGCAGUGUUUUUUGGUGCUGCGCCAACAGCAGUUCAACGUGCAGGCACUGGUCGCAGUGGGAGAUCGUGCCAGCAAGCAGAUGGUCAAGUUUGCAGCAAACAUCAGCAAGGAGAGUAUUGUCGACGUGGAAGCAUCAGUGAGGAAAGUGGACCAGAAGAUCGAGAGCUGUUCCCAGCAGGAUGUGGAGCUUCACAUUGAGAGGAUUUUCGUCAUCAGCCAGGCUGAGGCCCGUCUCCCCCUCCAGUUGGAAGAUGCUGUUAGGCCUGAAGGAGAGGGGGAUGAGGAGGGCAGAGCUACUGUCAACCAGGACACCAGACUGGACAACAGAGUGAUUGAUCUCAGGACAACCACCAGCCAGGCGAUCUUUCGUCUGCAGUCAGGAGUGUGCCAACUUUUCAGAGAUACCCUCACUAAAAAGGGCUUUGUGGAGAUUCAGACACCUAAAAUCAUAUCAGCUGCCAGUGAGGGUGGAGCCAACGUCUUCACUGUGUCUUACUUUAAGACCAGUGCCUACCUGGCCCAGUCUCCCCAGCUGUAUAAACAGAUGUGCAUCUGUGCUGACUUUGACAAGGUCUUCUGUGUGGGUCCAGUCUUCAGAGCAGAGGACUCCAACACUCAUCGUCAUCUCACCGAGUUUGUGGGUCUGGAUAUUGAGAUGGCUUUCAAUUACCAUUACCAUGAGGUCAUUGACUCCAUCACUGACACCAUGGUCCAGAUCUUUAAAGGACUGAGAGACAACUUCCAGACUGAGAUCCAGACUGUAAACAAGCAGUUCCCUAGCGAGCCUUUCAAGUUUCUGGAGCCCACUCUGAGACUGGAGUACAAAGAGGGUUUGGCGAUGCUGCGUGAGGCCGGGGUGGAAAUGGGCGAUGAGGAAGACCUAAGCACGCCGAAUGAAAAACUACUCGGCCGCCUUGUCAAGGAAAAGUAUGAUACUGAUUUCUAUGUUCUGGACAAAUAUCCGCUGGCUGUGAGACCUUUCUACACCAUGCCUGAUCCCAACAACCCCAAAAAUUCCAACUCCUAUGACAUGUUCAUGCGUGGAGAGGAAAUCUUGUCCGGAGCUCAGAGAAUUCACGACGCUCAGCUGCUGACCGAACGGGCCACGUAUCACCAGAUUGAUCUGGAGAAGAUCAAGGCAUACAUUGAUUCCUUCCGCUUUGGUGCCCCCCCACAUGGCGGUGGAGGCAUUGGCCUGGAGAGAGUCUGCAUGCUGUACCUGGGGCUCCACAACGUGCGCCAGACCUCCAUGUUCCCCCGUGAUCCCAAACGGCUGACCCCUUGAAACUGUCAAGCCAACUUUUUAACACCAGAUUAUUAAGAACUCACAUAACGGUGAUGGGAAAUUACUAAUUCACAAUGUUGAUUUAAUGGGUUAGUGCCCCUCUUUAAGACACUAACGUGACACUGGGAUUAAGUUUUACUAUGAGAUUGGAGUCAGUGCAACAAGAGGGACAUUUAUUGAUCGUUGUGAACAGAUGUCUUAACAACAAACAACAGCUGAGAGAGAGGAGACGUGCACUCGAGUUAGAUUGGUAAAAUGCACUAGUCAACUGGUCAGGAUCUCUUCAUAAGAGAGAUAACUACCAGUAGUUACCAUACAGAAAUCCUAACUACCUCCAACUAACCAUUGUGGUCUCCUACAAUAUGCCUGUAACUCAACGAGUCUUUUUUUUUAAUCAAAAGAAAAAGAACAAAUCAUGGCGAAUAAAAAUAUUUUUCAAAGCAUAAA
Messenger RNA from Hippocampus zosterae (dwarf seahorse), 2168 nucleotides. RefSeq names its product aspartyl-tRNA synthetase 1 (gene dars1). Gene Ontology annotation, biological process: aspartyl-tRNA aminoacylation. The coding region runs from base 117 to 1721 and encodes 534 amino acids. The record is from RefSeq and is a predicted model, not a curated record. Gene Ontology annotation, molecular function: aspartate-tRNA ligase activity; RNA binding; ATP binding. Gene Ontology annotation, cellular component: cytosol; cytoplasm; aminoacyl-tRNA synthetase multienzyme complex. Lineage: Eukaryota; Metazoa; Chordata; Actinopteri; Syngnathiformes; Syngnathidae. The transcript is spliced from 18 exons.